AGGUUAGUAACUUUCUUGAGAAGCUGGGUAAGCAGAGCAUGCCUCGUUUUUACGUACUUUCAACAUAAUCUUCCAAGUAAAGCAUCCUUUCGUGCUGGUGCUUCGUUGCCUGUGAAUCAUCAGCUUGCUGAAUACUUUUAUAUUGAAAAAAAGGUGCAUUGAACUUCUUCUUAGUUAAAAUGAUACGACGAAGUCCAACAAGAAUCGACUUACGAUUAGAUGAUCUGCAAGAAUAUGAAGCAAUGAGGAAAGCUCUUGAAGCUAAGAAAGAAUCAGAAAGACCGCCAACAUUUAAUCCUCCUUCGUGGGGUGGUAAAGUACCGCAAAGCGAAAUUCAAGAACGUAUCGGUUAUAUGCCACAACAAAAUCAACCUACGCAUUCUCGACCAAAUAUAUAGUUUUUUACGUAAUAUAUACAUAUAUAUAUAUAUA
Molecule: messenger RNA, 432 nt
Organism: Apis mellifera (honey bee)
Lineage: Eukaryota; Metazoa; Arthropoda; Insecta; Hymenoptera; Apidae
Product: anaphase-promoting complex subunit CDC26
Exons: 2
Coding region: 180-398 (72 amino acids)
Biological process (GO): anaphase-promoting complex-dependent catabolic process; protein K11-linked ubiquitination; regulation of mitotic cell cycle
Cellular component (GO): anaphase-promoting complex
Source: RefSeq, a predicted model, not a curated record